Selaginella moellendorffii is the source of this 1332-nucleotide messenger RNA. RefSeq names its product (E)-2-epi-beta-caryophyllene synthase-like. The coding region runs from base 1 to 1332 and encodes 443 amino acids. The transcript is spliced from 2 exons. NCBI's taxonomy places the organism in Eukaryota, Viridiplantae, Streptophyta, Lycopodiopsida, Selaginellales, Selaginellaceae. The record is from RefSeq and is a predicted model, not a curated record.
AUGGCAAGUCCGUGUUUACAGAAGCUACCAGCGGUAGAACAUCUCUUUGCUCUCACGAGAUUCGAGCUUCCGGAGAUACCAUGCUCUCUAUCUUUCCAAAGGCAUCCCGAGUAUACGUCAAUCACCAAGGAAGCGAACGAGUGGGCAUUCAAAUGCAUGAGGAGGGAUUUCAGUCCGGAGGAGAAGAAAUGCCUGGUCCAGUGGAAAGUUCCAAUGUUUACGUGCCUCUCCACGCCUCACGCUCCGAAAGCGAACAUGUUGGCGUCGGCCAAGUUUGCCUGGCUCACUGCCUUCCUGGACGAUCCGUUUGAUGACAACGAGGUUGCUGGGGGAGCUCUCGCGACAUCGUAUCUCAACACUGUUCUUAGCCUCUGCUAUGGAACCGCAUCGCUCGCGGAGGUUCCGGAUAUUCUUGCCUAUCGAGCGUGCCACGAUCUGAUGAAGGAUUUGAGGUCUCUGUUGAAGACGGAGCUGUUCAGGCGCACGGUUUCCACUGUUGAGGGCUGGGCGAGAAGCAUUUUGAGUGACGACUUGACGCAGGACUACGAGCUCUACCGGAGGAAGAACGUCUUCAUUCUGCCACUCAUCUAUGCAAUGGGUGCUUCGUUUGACGAUGAGGAUGUCGAGUCCCUGGAUUACAUCAGGGCUCAGAACGCUAUGCUCGAUCAUAUGUGGAUGGUGAACGACGUCUUCUCGUUUCCCAAGGAGUUUUACAAGAAGAAGUUUAACAAUCUUCCGGCGGUGCUGCUGCUCACCGAUCCGAGCGUGCAGACGUUUCAGGACGCCGUGAACACUACGUGCAGGAUGAUCCAGGACAAGGAAGACGAAUUCAUCUAUUACCGCGAUAUCCUUGCCACGAAUGCGUCCUGGAAUGGGAAGAAAGAUUUCCUGAAGUUCCUGGAUGUUCUCUCCUGUGCAAUCCCAGCGAAUCUGGUGUUCCAUUAUGCGAGCAGCCGCUACCAUGGCAUGGAUAACCCCCUACUGGGUGGAGGCACGUUUCGUGGGACUUGGAUUCUGGAUCCAAAAUGCACCAUCAUCGUGUCGGACCCGAAAAGGACGUUACAUAUGCCAGGGGAGUACAGCUUCUACAACUUCCUUGACAUGGGAUUCGCGCCUUACGGCGAUUACUGGAAGAACAUGCGGAAGCUGUGCGCCACAGGCACCAUUCCCAGCCGGAGAGAGAAGAUCGGUCCAUACUUGUUGGACAGUGCAAGGAGAGAGAGAUGGGGUUUCCUCCCAAAGAGGUCCGAUCAAUGGAAGAGACCCACUGGUGAUACUGUCAAGUUGAGACGGCGGUGCCCUCCACCUGGAAUUCCCCAGACGAGAACAUAG